Messenger RNA from Pneumocystis murina B123, 1074 nucleotides. RefSeq lists its product as hypothetical. Gene Ontology annotation, molecular function: chromatin binding. NCBI's taxonomy places the organism in Eukaryota, Fungi, Ascomycota, Pneumocystomycetes, Pneumocystales, Pneumocystaceae. The transcript is spliced from 5 exons. The record is from RefSeq and is a predicted model, not a curated record. Bases 1 to 1074 code for a protein of 357 amino acids.
AUGGAAAUCUCCAUAAACGUGCUCGGGGAAGAUUUCAACAAAUUUCUAAUUCAGAUAAAAGGAGUUAUGGGUUCCGAAUCAUUUGAAUUCUUUUUAAAUAUGGAUAAAAAGUUUGAUUCUGAUAAAAUAGACAAUAUUUUUGAAAAUAGUGGAAAUAAAAAAAGAAAAAUUGGUUCAUUUACUAUAUCUAAUGAUGAAAAUGCAUUGAGAGUCAGUAAAAAUAAGGGUAAUUUACGUAAGUCAAAUGUUAAAGAUAUAAAAAAUACAAAAAACAAGAAAAAAAAAGGUUCUCAUAAUGGGGAAAAAUCAUUUUCUAAUAUUAAAGAACAUUUACCCAGUUUUGCAAUAGGGCCUAACUGGGGGCCAGUGGGAUGGUCUAAAAUGAAUAAAUAUAAGAGUUUGAAAUUGCAAGAUGAAAAGUUUUAUGUUGGAGAUUGUGUGUUUAUUAAUAAUUCUGAAGAAAAAUUAACAGAUAAUUUUGAUUUUGAUCGGUUUUGGAUUGCUAAAUUGCUUGAAAUUCGUGCAGAAAAUGGUCAAAAUGUAUGGGUUAUGUGUCAAUGGUAUUAUAAACCUGAAGAACUUCCUGAAGGACGAAAAUAUUAUCAUGGAGAAAUGGAAUUGAUAGAAUCUGAUUAUUAUGAAAUUAUAGCAGCAAAUACGAUUUCAAGUAAGGUUAUUGUCAAAUUUUGGGAUGAAGAAAAGGAAUUUGAAUUAAAAGAUGAUGAGGAAGACAAUAGUUGUGAUAAUAAACAAGCUUUAGAUAAUACAGAUGAUAUACCUGAAUUUUAUUGGAGACAGCGUUUUGGGGGAAAUUCUACAAAUCCUAAACUUACACGUCUAACUUCAAUAUGCAAAUGUAAAAAAUACCAUAAUCCGGAUAAAAUAUUGUAUGCAUGUUAUACUUGCAAAAAUUGGUUACAUGAUGAAUGUCUUCGUAAAGAUCUAAUUAAAAGUGGUGCACCAAAUGAUAUUGAUUUCAUUAAUAUGGAUAAUAAACCUUUAAUAGCAAAAAGUAAAAGUACUUCUAAGGAAUAUCAAGUAAAAUGUCUUCUAUGUCAAUCAGUCUUAAUUUGA